UGGCUGCGGCGGCGGCGGCUGCAGGGACGGAGGGCGCGUCACCACCAGCCCCUCACGGGCUCUCCCUCUCCCCCCUCAGGUGCCUUCGACGGCGGAUAUGGCACCGCGGGCAUCUCCGGGCCCGCGGGGGGCUACGUGCAGUCCCCGGGCGGCUUCGGCUCCCCCUCCGGCACCCAGGCGGAGAAGAAGCAGAGGAUCCGCUCCCAGAACAUCGUGCCCUGCACCGUGUCCCAGCUGCUGGCGGCCGAGCAGGUGGAGGAGACCUUCCGCGUCUGCGACGUGGACAUCUCCCAGGUCACCAUCGUGGGCAUCAUCCGGCACGCCGAGAAAGCACCCACCAACAUCCUCUACAAAGUGGACGACAUGACGGCAGCCCCCAUGGACGUCAGGCAGUGGGUUGACACUGAUGAGGCAGGUGGCGAGAAUGUUGUGGUACCUCCAGGAACUUACAUAAAAGUGGCUGGUCAUCUUCGGUCUUUCCAGACUAAUAAAAGCUUGGUGGCAUUUAAGAUCAUGCCCCUGGAAAAUAUGAAUGAGUUCACCGCACACAUGCUAGAGGUUGUCAAUGCGCAUAUGAACCUCAGAAGAAAUCUUAUGUCAGCGUCAAAAGCACCGCAGUCCUUUUCCUCCGCUGGGAUCAGUGACGUGGGGGGCUAUGGAGGGGGUGGCAGCUUCCCAGUGAACGGACUGACAGCGCAUCAGAGUCAGGUGCUAAACUUGAUUAAGAACUGCCCUAUCCCGGAAGGUAUGAGUCUUCAAGAGCUGAAAGUUCAGCUCCACAAUAUGAGCAUGUCAACAAUCAAGCAAGCAGUUGACUUCCUUAGCAGCGAGGGACACAUCUAUUCCACUGUGGAUGAUGAUCACUAUAAGUCGACGGAUGCUGAGUGAAGCUACUUCCAGCUGGAUUUAGCUGUAAGCAAAUGCUUGUCCAUGUAUCAGGUUAUCCUGCCGAGCUUUGCAACGUCGAAGGUGUACUCUUUCUAGCCUGUGAAAGCCCCAGUUAAUCUGCGAGUGCCUCCAUAGGGCGCAGGGACAAGCAGAACGUAUAGAUUCUGUUAACUGAACUUGAUUAUAUGCUGUGACCAUGUGACUGAAAGCAUAAGCAGACACAGGGAAACUGAAACCCCGAGAGCCUUCAGUUUGUUUUUGUUCCCUUAGAGGAUGGCUGUGUUAGAAGAACCGCUUUCUAAUCUUGUACUGGGCAGAUUGUCUUUAGUUUCUAGAGCAGUUUCUCCUAACGCAGCUUUCAUUCCAUUUCAUUCACAAGGUGGGUAGCCGAGAGUAAUAUUCCACUAAUGUACAGUAAUCAUGAAUAUAUUUUAAUUGGUUUAGUUUAUGCAUUUAUCUCUAUAUUUGUACUAUGAUGUGAUCUUGUUACUAGAGCUUUUGAAUGUUUCCAAUAAAAUGUUAAAAUGGGUAGUCUUGCAUA
Messenger RNA from Calidris pugnax (ruff), 1429 nucleotides. RefSeq names its product replication protein A2 (gene RPA2). The annotation marks the transcript as partial. The transcript is spliced from 8 exons. Gene Ontology annotation, cellular component: chromosome, telomeric region; site of double-strand break; DNA replication factor A complex. Gene Ontology annotation, biological process: DNA replication; double-strand break repair via homologous recombination; nucleotide-excision repair. NCBI's taxonomy places the organism in Eukaryota, Metazoa, Chordata, Aves, Charadriiformes, Scolopacidae. The record is from RefSeq and is a predicted model, not a curated record. Gene Ontology annotation, molecular function: DNA binding.